AUAGAUAUUUUCUCUCUUUCUUACAGGCUAGAAAAGUGGAAAGACACACACCGGAGGAGGAGGAGCGAGCAGGAAAGAGGAAGAAGACGAAAGAUACGGAAUUGAAAGCUCCCACUGUCAUGUCCAUGGCGUAUUGGGUUUCUACUUUCAAGUCUCACUGAAAUCUUUCCCCAUACUUAGUUUCUUCUGCGCUCUGUUUCAUCGUUUCUGAAACCCUAAAUUCUUCAUGCAUCAAUCUCCACUGCUGUGCACUCCACUUCAAGAUUGCCUUUGAAGUUGAGUCAAUUUUGUCGCAGUUGUUAUGGGGGCGCCAGAUAGAUCUCCGGCGACCUCCAAUUCUAUGCAGCGUGUCAAAGUUUAUCGUUUAAAUGAUGAUGGAAAAUGGGAUGAUCAAGGAACAGGGCACGUUACUGUUGACUAUUUGGAGAGAUCGGAGGAGUUGGGACUAUGUGUUGUUGAUGAAGAGGACAAUGAGACUCUUUUUCUUCACCGUAUUAGCUCAGACGACAUUUACAGAAAGCAAGAAGAUACUAUAAUCUCUUGGAGAGAUCCAGAAUAUUCUACAGAGCUAGCUCUAAGCUUCCAAGAGACAACUGGAUGUUCAUACAUAUGGGAUCACAUCUGCAAUGUGCAAAGGAAUCUCCAUUUUAAUUCUCUCAACAAUGAUACGUUCCACCGCAUGAACAGUGAGUUGAGGGAAUUGCCUGCAAUUGAGCUAUCAACACUGCCACUAAUACUUAAGAUUGUCGUUGAAAGUGGCAUUGCAGAUCAGAUGCGGUUAGUGGAACUCAUAGUUGCCAAUCAAGAUUUUUUUAAAAAGCUGAUGGACAUAUUUCUUAUCUGCGAAGACAUGGAAAAUCUUGAUGGUCUUCACAUGAUAUAUAAAAUAGUUAGAGGAAUCAUCCUGCUGAAUAGCUCACAGAUCUUCGAGAAAAUUUUUGGAGACGAAUUAAUCAUGGACAUUAUUGGUUCUCUAGAAUACGAUCCAGAGGUACCUCAUGUCCAGCAUCAUCGUAACUUUUUGAAAGAGAACGUUAUUUUCAAAGAGGCCAUACCCAUCAAGGAUCCAUCGGUCUUGUCAAAGAUACAUCAAACAUACAGAAUUGGCUAUCUAAAGGAUGUUGUUUUGGCUAGAGUAUUGGAUGAGUCCACAAUUGCAAAUCUAAAUUCCAUUAUCCACGCAAACAAUGCACUGGUUGUUUCGUUGUUGAAGGAUGACAAUACAUUUAUUCAGGAGUUGUUCAUUACGUUGAAAUUGCCAACGACCUCUGAAGAAUCUAAGAAGAAUUUGGUACGUUUUUUGCAUGAGUUUUGCAGUUUAAGUAAAAAUUUGCAUAUGGUUCAGCAGCUACGGCUAUUUAGGGAUCUUAUGAAUGAGGGAAUUUUUGAUGUCAUUGCCGAUGUAUUACAAAGUCCAGAUAAAAAGUUUGUGUUAACUGGGACAGAUAUCCUUAUUCUUUUCUUGAACCAAGAUCCAAAUCUUCUACGUUCUCAUGUUGUCAGGAAGGAAGGGAUUCCACUCCUAGGACUGUUGGUUCAAGGCCUGAUUACAGAUUUUGGUGAGGAGAUGCACUGUCAGUUCUUUGAAAUCCUUCGAUGUUUACUGGAUUCCUUCACACUAUCAGGAGCAACCCAGAGAGAAACUGUUGUCGAGAUAUUCUAUGAAAAUCAUUUGGGUCAAUUAAUUGAUGUUAUAGCAGUUUCAUGCCCUUCAGAAGGUCUUUAUCGAUUAAGCAACAAAGUUGGACACUCUGGUGUAUUAAAGAAUCAGAGCACAGUAAAGCCUGAAAUUUUAUCCAACAUCUGUGAAUUGCUUUGCUUUUGUGUUCUGCACCAUCCAUAUAAAAUAAAGUCCAACUUUCUCGUCAAUAAUGUCAUAGAUAAAGUGUUGUUACUGACUCAAAGAAGAGAAAAAUAUCUGGUUGUUGCAGCUGUUCGGUUUAUUCGUACUAUUUUAUCUCGACAUGAUGAUGAUCUAAUAAGUUAUUUUAUCAGAAAUAAUCUUCUAAAACCAAUUAUAGAUGCCUUUGUUGCUAAUGGGAAUCGUUACAAUCUGCUCAACUCAGCUGUCUUAGAUUUAUUUGAAUACAUCUUCAAGGAAAAUCUGAAAUCUUUGGUUAAGUAUAUAGUCAAUUCAUUUUGGAAUCAGUUGGUUCAGUUCGAGUAUUUGACUUCUAUUCAGUCUCUAAAAGUUAAAUAUGAACAGUGUCUAGAUGCUUUUGGUACAAGAGGCGCAACUCCGAUUGUGUUAGACCCUAGAACAAGAAUCGAGGAGUGUGCUUUGGAGAAAGAAGAAGAAGACUAUUUUAAUGAAGAGAGUGAUGAAGAGGAUACUGCAACUGCAUCUGUUUCAAAUUUACAGAAAGCACAAUCUCCACCUAUUCUAUGUAAUGGAGUUGCUGCGAAUUAUCCUCCGCCAAGUUCUCGACCUGGUGGUGGACUUGUUGACUAUGAUGAUGAUGAGGACGAUGAAGACUACAAGCCACCGCCAAAAAAACAAUCAGAAACCGUGGAGGAAGAUGAAGGAGCCUUGCAUACAGUCCGUUUGAAGCGUAAACCUCUUCACCAGGAUAAGGAUUCCGAGAAGGUGAAAACGCAGCGACCGGGAAAAAAUCUAAAAAUGAAAGAUGGUGUAUUUUCCGCCUUGUGUUCGAAAUUGAGCCAAGCUGUUCUGCCUACUAAUAAUGCAGUGAGUUCCCAGCAUUCUAAGCCACGUUCGAUAGAUGGGAACGAAAGUUCCAAACACGAGAGUCUGGAAGUGAAGGAUCAGAAUGCUUUGAGAAACUCAACUGAUGGUAAAAGUAGUUUGGACGAGGAGAACCAUACAGAAAAGCAACCAAUCUCUUCUAAAAAGUGUUCUGAUCCAUUGCUUAAACCUUCAGAUAGUAGUAGACAGUUGAAUGGAGAAGACUGUUCAUUGAUUCCUCCAAACUCCUCUCCUGAAAUGACUGUCAAUGGAUCGUAGGUUUACUCUUCCUGGCAGGAUGAUUGCACUUUUCUUCCAUUUUCGUUUGCCUUGUGAAUAUGCUUUGUGCGAAGAGGGAUCAGGGCUAGUCUUGGAUCGACAGACAGGGAGCUAGUCUUGGACCGGAUCGACUUUGUGGCUUUCCAUCAACCUCAACAGGGAGCAAGGGAGCUAGUUGUUGUCUGUAUAAUAGUGUACUGACAGAGUGGUAGAUUCCAAGCUUCUUGUACUGUAUUCGAGUAGCACUCGAACGCCCUUGCACCUGGCUGUUGUUUAUCGCGAGUUUAGAAACCGUUGCUUUAAGUUGAAUAGUUCUUGGCAUCAAUUUUGUUAUCUGAUUUCAACCCCUCCCCCACCCCAAACCUAAAACAGAUGGGGGGUGUAUACAAAUAUUUAUAUCAAUGUCUCAGAUGUGUAAAAACUAAUGUCAUUAAGUAGAUUGGGACAGGCAAGUCCCUACGGACGCGGAUUUGGAUUGGGUUGGGUUAGAUUUUAUCGUUACGCUCUAUUGAGCUUACUCACCUGAAA
Messenger RNA from Cucurbita maxima (winter squash), 3493 nucleotides. Its product is annotated as serine/threonine-protein phosphatase 4 regulatory subunit 3-like. Gene Ontology annotation, molecular function: protein phosphatase activator activity. The record is from RefSeq and is a predicted model, not a curated record. Gene Ontology annotation, biological process: protein dephosphorylation. Bases 302 to 2965 code for a protein of 887 amino acids. Gene Ontology annotation, cellular component: nucleoplasm; protein phosphatase 4 complex. NCBI's taxonomy places the organism in Eukaryota, Viridiplantae, Streptophyta, Magnoliopsida, Cucurbitales, Cucurbitaceae. The transcript has 24 exons.